GUGCACGUAAGCGAAACGUUUAGUAAUCGAAAUCUGCUUAUGCAUCAGCGGAAAGCGACAUUAUCUGUGUGCACACAACAAUCCCAUCAAAUUCCAGGAUUUCUUUCAAUCCUGAGAGAAUUGCCUCUCGUGUGCAUUAAAAGACCACACCCACCAUUAGGUUCACCCCGCAUAUACGGAAUCAACGUUGGUGGAUCUCGGACGGAACUGGCGCAUCGGCGUGGACGACUUCCCGGCCCUCAAAGUACGCCUGUACCAAGGAGUUCGCAUCUGCUUACCAAGCUAAACCUCCUACAGCUCGUCUCGUGUGCUUUGGGCAUGUUUCUCCCUGACUGUUUCGCUCAAUAGCUACAUCAAUUUCUACUCACAAGAUUGUGCCCGUCUGUAUUUCGUAGGCCAUCGCAUUUCCUCGCUUUCUGUUGGAUCUCACCGGCAGUUGUUUGGGCGGCCAAUCCUUCGACUUCCAGCUUUGAGAGAAGCCGCGGAGCUGUCCGGAACCGGGCCAGCCCCACAUUAGAUCAACGCUGUCCCUGACCCUAUCAAGCCCUUGGUAACGUGACUAUCAAGGGCACUGUCAAGAUAGUAGAUCUGAGGUCAGUGUCAAGAGGUGGGCAGUAGGAUGUCAAGUCCAGAUGAAGUGGGGCAACGACGGGGAACGAAGCGUGGGAGAGGCCGGGCGAGUCUGGAGGAUGAUGCUGCUGGAAAGAAAGCUAGGGGGAGACCGCGAGUGGAUACCCAGGAUGCCACCGCUGCUGAUCGACGGCGCACUCAAAUUCGUCUUGCUCAACGAGCAUAUCGACAACGUAAGGAAACAACGAUAGCUUCACUGCAAGAAAAGAAUGCCCGCCUACAAGCCAUCAUUACUCAAAUGAACAAACUUGUCACUGAGUUCGAUACGGCCGCUGCCAAGUCAAGUGUCCUUCAAUUAGACACAAAUCUUACCACGCAUCUGAAGCAGAUCACAGGUCACUUUGCUGCUCUAGUCAAAUCUGCAUCUGAAAAUAGUGUCGAUGGAGAUGACGAUAUGGCGGAGUCGAUGAUCGAUGCAACUACAAAUGGCCAGGAUGCGCCAGAGUCGAGAAGUCAAGAACAACAGCACGUGCUACCAGCACAACCAAACAGCGAAAACCGUAUGGAUAUUGGCUGGGGCUACAGCACAGAGAUGGCCGAUGCAGUACCCAGAUCAGGUAACUGGGAAUCAACGCAAGCCGUCCACAGAAGCGAUAAGGAGUUUUCAAAAGCACCAACUGCGCCGAAUGCGCCCAUGUACGGAGACAAUAAUUACACAUCUAGGGUACUGAGACCGCCAGUCAGAGUGGGACAAGUCAUGGACCAAGCCAUUUCAUGGAACUCGGUGCAAGCGCCGGAACGUGGCGAGUCCAAUGAACUACCUUUUGGAAUGGUUGAUGUCAGGCAGCAAGAAUACUCUUCCAGGACGCAGAGUUCCCAAGCAAUCACGGCGGCUAUCCUUACACCGGAGACUACACCGCCAUCCAAGCGCUUGCCAUCACCCCCUACGUUGAACAUUCUGUCUACCAAGCCAGUGAGAACUGCUUGUACAUAUAGCCAUGAUGAGACCACCUUCGCUCGUCGGCUGAGCCGCGCCGCUUUUGAGGCUGGCUACCAACUUCUCAGUAUUGCUCCGCAAAGGCCUGCGACCAUCAACCGGGUCUUUAGACUGUGGGUACCGCAUAAGAGCGUUGAUGAACUUCUUGAAGGGUUCAAGGGUUUGUUAUCUCGUGGCAUACACGAAGAUCUUGACAGCUGGGAGUCUCCUUUUCUACAUCUAGGUGGCGCGGGAACACAUUAUCCGCCAAAGGAUGCUCAAGGGACGAUCAUCUCUAAACCAAAUAACUGGAAGAUACGAAGAGUAGGGCCGAUAUCAUCAAACACAGUUCUCGUCGAAAACAUUUCGGAUCCAUCCAAGAAUCACGAGAUGAAGAUCGAUCUCACAGGCUUUGAGGGCGAGUGGUUCGACCCAGUCGAUGUGGAGGGCUAUCUGGAGCAGGAGAAAGGCUGCCGCAUUGAUCCAAAGCAGUCUUUCGCGGAAGUUCUCGUCGACGAGGAUUACAUCAACACUCCGGGGUCACCGGGCGAAGAGUUUGGCGCAUUCAUGGGAUUACAUGGGAAGACGUUCCACCCUUACGAUACCGGAAAAUGGCCACCGCCGCCGCCGCCGCCAGCUCCCACUUCAGCCUCGCACCCAGGGCAAGCCGCAAGUACGCAGUCUACAUCCCACGGUAACAUGCCAGCACAAAAUGCGGCCAACGCCAGCAAUACCAGCAACCUGUUUACGCAACCCGACGCACCAUUCGGCAUGGACAUGAACAUGGGUAUAGACAUGAACUCCAAUCUACCCUCUCUAGAUUUCAAUCUCUUCGACGAAGCCAUCGGCCUUGACCUCGCUCCCGGUUUCGCCAUGAACACGCAAAACCAAGUCCCACCGCACAAUUUCCCACCCUUGAAUUUCGACAGCAAUGUCGACAUGGGACCAUUGGGGUUGGACUUGAUGGGUGCAGGGCACGGGAACAGUAGCAACGGAGAGCCACUGGAAGCAAGACAAAAUAUCAAAAAGAAAAAAGUGGCGUGGGUGGACGUUACAAAAUUAGUCGAUGAAAUGAUUUUACAUGCUGUUUGUCUAGGGAGAUCGCCGGGGUUCAGGAGAAAGGAUGUCGACCGAGCGUUCCGCAAGUGCUUGAUUUCUGCGUUCUAGGUUGUGAAAGAUAACACAAAGUCUGCUGUUGGACAAUUGCUGGCAGGUUUCCAUGGCAGACACCGAGUCUCUAAUACAGGCAUAUCUCGUAUUCUAGCGUGUACAAAUAAUUAGCAAUCGUAUACUGCAAAUCAACCGUCUCAUACACCACCGAACCUAGAUUUGAAUGUGGGACGAUGACAAUAGCACGUGGGCAAUGAUGAUAGACUAUGUAUACCACAGCAUUGUCCGCUCAAUGUCUGCACUGUCUAACCACAAAGCAUCUAUAUACUACGUAUAAUUUAUCAAUAGAGAGAGCUUUUUCUAACCAACUACCGUAGCUACAAAGUAAAUCUAAACUGCUCCCCGCUUCAACUUCCUGUACACAGGCAUUCGAAACUUGCAACAACAUUUCCAAUCUCGAAUCUAAAUGUAGCGGUGUUCUUACCCUCACUUACAUACAUCCACACAAAACAUGCACACGCCUUUUUAUCUACUUACCGACCGCAAACUUUCUACAAAGCAAGCAACAUCAUAGCCACAGACUCCUCCGGCCCCAGAUCCAUACUACUGGCCAUCACUUCCCUAACGAUGUAUUCGAUGAAGGAGAAGAAAGAGAAGAACGAAAGAGGGGGUGGGGGGGCCUUACACUCACGCAAUACAGCACUAGUAAUAUCGUGCCUUCUUUCUUUCCUUCACCCUUACACAUCCAUCCCCAUCACCACUGCAUCUCUCCUU
Molecule: messenger RNA, 3430 nt
Organism: Periconia digitata
Lineage: Eukaryota; Fungi; Ascomycota; Dothideomycetes; Pleosporales; Periconiaceae
Source: the annotation of a GenBank genome assembly